Ustilaginoidea virens is the source of this 4359-nucleotide messenger RNA. RefSeq lists its product as uncharacterized. Gene Ontology annotation, molecular function: nucleotide binding; DNA-directed DNA polymerase activity; DNA binding. The coding region runs from base 1 to 4359 and encodes 1452 amino acids. The record is from RefSeq and is a predicted model, not a curated record. NCBI's taxonomy places the organism in Eukaryota, Fungi, Ascomycota, Sordariomycetes, Hypocreales, Clavicipitaceae. Gene Ontology annotation, biological process: error-prone translesion synthesis; double-strand break repair via homologous recombination. Gene Ontology annotation, cellular component: nucleus; zeta DNA polymerase complex. The transcript is spliced from 3 exons.
AUGAACCGACUGGCGGACCUUCUUCAGCAGGGUGUUAUAAUGAAAACAACGUUUCAGCCGUACGAAGCCCACCUGCAGUAUCUUCUUCAGUUCAUGGUUGACUACAACUUGUACGGCUGCGACUACUUAGAUUCAGAGACGACGAAAUUUCGAUCUCCCGUCCCCGAGUAUGACCCGGUGUCUAAUUCUCCCCAUCUUUGGCAUAGUCAGUCCGUUUCACACGAGAAUAUCACCGACGAUAUCUCUCUACCUCGAGUCAGUCAUUGCUCGAUCGAAGUGGAUAUCUGUGUACAACACAUUGCCAACCGAAAAUUAAUCCAGCAGAGGCUACUGCACCAUGAUUUCGUUGAAAGAUUACACCCCAUUCCCGGUGACUUGAAGCUGGUUCAUAGCAUGGCAGGAUUAUGGAGAGACGAAGCAAAGCGACGUCAAAGACAAAUGGCACAAAACAUUCAGGGAAAGAGCCAUAUUCCUCGUGAUCAACUGGUCACAAUGUCAGCUGAUCCUAGGCAAUCUCACCGCCAAGUCUGGAUUCAUGAAGCCGAGUAUAAAGGACAAGCCAAGCGCCUCAUUGAGGAAGACUUGGUCGGCUUGGACAAUCAGAAACCAGGUUUCGAAAAUUUCACAGAAAAGGUUGACCUCUCCGAGGAGAUACAUACUACUUUAGAGUCUGUUGAAGAUCUUUUCCCCCAUAACUUGUUGCCCGCUCUGGGACUACCCUCGAACGAGACACCAUUUGUCGACAAGUCAACCAGUAGCAUUGAGGUUGAUGAGAAAAAAAUUCUCCAAGAAAUCGAAGCAAGAGAUGAAGAUGGCCCAGGCGACUAUAACGAAGGAGUACGCCUAUAUCACAAGUGCUUUUACGUGUGGCUGAGGACCGGGAAUUAUGGCAGCGCUGAAAACUUUUCGCAGCCGCGAAUUCAUGACACCCUUAAAUCAGGAUCGCCAGCACGUCGACGUCCCGGAUUACUUACCGUCGAAGACAGGAGUGUUCCCGCCUCAGCUUCUGCUAGUGCCUCGAAUCAUGCCGAUCUGACCACCAUCAACCAUCAGAAUGAAACAAGCGAUAGAAGACGAUUGGAGAAGCUCUCUUACCCAAAAUCUUCCUCAUCCAUGGUAGAGGGCAACCACACGAAAGCUGUCGUAUUCGACCUAGAUAGUCGGACUCAACGCGGGAAACUAGAUGAUUCUAUGAACGCAUCCCUCCCUUCAGCCACGUCGCCCAGUUUGCCCACUCUCUCUGUGCAUGAAGAAGAAGCAAGCAGGAAGAUCCAGCAAGUCCUUAACCAGGCAAUUCUCAGCCCGUACCUUACUUUCUCGAGAUUGCCUCCCACAAUCAGCCAAUGCUUGGCUAUGAGGGAUUGUAAUCAACCCGACGUCAUUUAUCAGGACGCUUAUUACAGCAGGGAGCAAGACGUUCCUCAUCGGCCUCGAGAGUAUGCAGGCCGUGAAUAUCGUCUGCAGAGCAAUACGUUGCUGUUUCUACCUCCUUUCAAGGCAGAUGGCUUGUCUUCCACUAGUUCCGGCAUAAGACCCGAUACACUGCAUGAACAACAAAUCUUGGAACAAGAACAACAGCAGCAGAUGCUCCAAUGUAGUUGGAAAAACUGGGAAUUCAUCCAGAUACCUCCAGCGUAUCAAGAGGUCGCAAAAUGGCUGGAGGCUGACGACAGAUCGAAGCACCUUGGCAAGAAACACUUUGGACGGAUUGCCCCUGCCGCUGGAGCUUGGGUUUCCCAAAUCAAUGGACCCACGCCCAAGAACAAGCAUGGUUUCAAGUAUACUCAGAGAACGACAUCAACCAGCGUUGAGCAUGAGGUCCAAUACAUGAGCACUAUGAGCCUGGAGAUCCACGUGAACACUCGAGGCAAGUAUGUCCCCAACCCGGAAGAGGAUGCGAUCCAAUGCGUGUUUUGGGCCUGCAAAACAGACGAAGUAAAGAGACAUAGCCAGAAGAUGUCCGACACAAUCCAAUCAGGCAUUAUUGUGCUCUCCUCGGAAGGGAAUCUGAAACGGGUGAUGCAGAAAGCAACAGGAGCAGAAGUUUUGGAGGAAGAAUCCGAGUUGGACGUGAUAGUUCGAAUGGUUGAAAUUGUGAGAACAUACGACCCUGAUAUAUUGACCGGAUACGAAGUGCACGGCAGCUCUUGGGGUUACCUUGUAGAACGAGCCCGGUUCAAAUAUGACUACGAUCUUUGUGACGGGCUUUCGCGGGUGAAGAGUGAUUCACAUGGGAGAUUUGGCAGGGAAAGCGACCGCUGGGGCUUCAACACUACGUCUACGAUUCGCGUAACCGGACGGCAUAUGAUCAAUAUAUGGAGAGCGAUGCGAGGCGAACUAAAUCUUCUUCAGUAUACUCUCGAAAACGUGGUGUGGCACCUCCUGCAUCGUCGCGUGCCUCACUAUUCCUGGAGAACCCUGACGGCCUGGUACAAGAGCGGCAAGGGCGGAGAUGUGGGCAAGAUUGUAGGGUACUAUCUCUCGCGCACGAUCAUGGACCUGGAAAUCCUGGAAGCAAACGAGCUCGUAUCCAGGACGAGUGAGCAGGCGCGACUUCUUGGCGUGGACUUUUUUUCAGUGUUUUCCCGGGGCUCGCAGUUCAAGGUUGAGUCCAUCAUGUUUCGCAUCGCCAAACCGGAGAACUUUGUCUUGAUUUCCCCCAGCCGCAAACAGGUUGGCGCCCAAAACGCACUGGAAUGUCUACCCUUGGUCAUGGAACCACAGAGCGCCUUUUACAGCAGCCCGCUGCUGGUGCUGGAUUUCCAGAGCCUGUACCCGAGCGUGAUGAUUGCCUACAACUAUUGCUACUCCACGUUCCUCGGACGAGUCGCCAGCUGGCGAGGCAUGAGCAAGAUGGGCUUCACGGAAUACAAACGGCAGCAAGGUCUUCUAGCGUUGCUGCAGGAUCACAUCAACAUUGCGCCGAAUGGCAUGAUGUACGUCAAGGCGGAGAUUCGAAAGUCACUCCUCGCAAAAAUGUUGACCGAGAUAUUGGAAACCAGAGUCAUGGUGAAGAGCGGCAUGAAGAAGGACAAGGACGACAAGGUGCUGCAACGGUUGUUGAACAAUCGCCAGCUGGCCCUGAAGCUGCUGGCCAACGUCACCUACGGGUACACGUCUGCGUCCUUCUCGGGGCGAAUGCCAUGCUCGGAAAUCGCGGACAGCAUUGUCCAGACCGGACGCGAGACGCUCGAGCGCGCAAUCGCCUACAUCCACUCUGUAGAACGCUGGGGCGCGGAGGUUGUGUAUGGCGACACGGACAGCUUGUUCGUGUACCUGAAAGGGAGGACGAGAGACCAGGCGUUUGAUAUCGGCGACGAGAUGGCCAAGGCUAUUUCGGACACGAACCCUCGGCCCAUCAAGCUCAAGUUCGAAAAGGUCUACCAUCCCUGCGUCCUGCUGGCCAAGAAGCGCUACGUCGGGUACAAGUACGAGAGCAGAGGCCAAACAGCGCCCGACUUUGACGCAAAGGGCAUUGAGACGGUGAGACGGGACGGGACCCCGGCCGAGCAGAAGAUCGAGGAAAAGGCGCUGAAGCUCCUGUUUGAGACGGCCGAUCUGAGCCAGAUCAAAGAGUACUUCCAGACGCAGUGCGGCAAGAUCAUGCGCGGCGCCGUGUCUGUCCAAGACUUUUGCUUCGCAAGGGAGGUCCGCCUGGGGACCUAUUCCGACAAGGGGGUGCCUCCAGCCGGCGCCCUCAUCAGCGCCAAGAAGAUGCUCCAAGACGCGAGGGCCGAGCCGCAGUACGGCGAGCGCGUCCCGUACGUCGUCAUCACCGGGGCACCCGGGGCGCGCUUGGCCGACCGCAGCGUGUCCCCGGAGGAUCUCCUGGCCAACCCGCACUGGCAGCUGGAUGCCGAGUACUACAUCACCAAGAACCUGAUUCCGCCGCUGGAGCGCAUCUUCAACCUCGUCGGCGCCAACGUGCGGCAGUGGUACGACGAGAUGCCCAAGGUCCAGAAAAUCCACCAGGCAGCCGGCGGCGAGGCCGGGACCAAAAGGACGACGCUGGAAUCCUACAUGCGCUCCACCCGCUGCCUCGUGUGCCACGCCAGGUUCGCAGACGAAGGCCAGGCCCUCUGCCCCGCGUGCCGGAACGACACCCCGGCGUCGUUGCUCAAGCUCCACACGAGGCUGGCAGCCGAGGAAAGCAGCCUCCAGGACGUACUGAGGGUUUGCCGCACUUGCUCGAGACUAAGCCCGCUGGAGGACGUCCUCUGCGACAGCAAAGACUGCCCCGCGUUUUGGACGCGGGCGAAGCAGAAGACGGGGCUCAAGGGCACGAGGACCGCGGUGGAGCCCGUCAUGCGUGCGCUGGUCGAGGACCAGGCCGAUGAGGCCGUUGCGUCUGCGUGGUGA